Folsomia candida is the source of this 9167-nucleotide messenger RNA. Its product is annotated as muscle calcium channel subunit alpha-1. The record is from RefSeq and is a predicted model, not a curated record. Gene Ontology annotation, cellular component: membrane; voltage-gated calcium channel complex. Lineage: Eukaryota; Metazoa; Arthropoda; Collembola; Entomobryomorpha; Isotomidae. The transcript has 54 exons. Gene Ontology annotation, biological process: calcium ion import across plasma membrane. Bases 2600 to 8563 code for a protein of 1987 amino acids. Gene Ontology annotation, molecular function: high voltage-gated calcium channel activity.
UCACACAGGAGGUGUGGUAGGAUUUUGUAUCACUUUCCAUGUUGGGCGCAGUGGAGGCAAAAUAAGAACAAGGAUGAGGAGAGGAGGAUAUUACAUGUUGAGGAACGAAACAGGGCUUCUUCCUCUUGUUCUUCUCCUUGCUUGGCUGGUGGGCUGGUUGGUUGGGCGAAAGUGGAAGAAAGGAAGAAGGAGUCGUAGAGUCCAUCUGAAUGCAUCCCAUCAAAGCGCAACUUUUAUCAUAAAUCUUGGUCUCAGCACAACUUUGCGUCCACUCACUUCCUCCUCGGGACACAUUCACUUACUCCGGCGGCACAAAUAUUUCCUCCGACUUAAAAGCAUCCCAAUCCUGAAUUUGUAUACGAGGCCUAAUGAUAAAGACGCGCUGCUGGCCCGUAUCUAGCCCCACACACACACGCCAUAUUUGCCCUUGCACAAUAUGAUCUCAGAAGAUAGUGCGUUCCAGCAGUCUGAGUAAAUUUGCUCAAAAUCUGUGUAUGCGCUACCCACACGAGAACAAGAAUAUUAGAGUAAUCACAAUGUCCGUAUUUUACCAAAACCGAUUUGAAGCAAAACUGAGCCUUUGCUCUCGUAAUAAAAUAACCGUAUAUUAUUGCCAAGCUUCAAGCUCCAUGCCAAAUCUUGAAAUCUUUGCUAAAAUCUUGAACAGCACCUAUUACCACUAACUUUGCCUCCUCAGACAAAGCAGCGUACCUAAAAAUUGUACGGAAUCUAAGCAUGAUAUGUGGCUGCACAUGGUGGUGCUUUGCAAAACAAUAGGUUAGUUACGGCAAAUAUCGUGUUGAUUCAUUUUUUUCCGUAGGCGACAUAUAGAUUUCCUUUUUCCACUGACUCUCUGCUAACGGGAGAGACACGAAUAAUACAGCUUUGAAAAGUCGUCACGUACAAAAUGUAAAAAUAUUUAUCGAAUUUCUAUACUUUACAGUGCCACUUGAUGUUUGUCCAGUGUGUGAGAAACGAAAUCAAUUGUUUUUACAUUGGUGACUGGUGAAUUAGUGACGAGGUGGCCGAUAUGGUAUUGCAUACGAGAGUGGGAGCAACACGAUGUCUUCUUGAAGUUCGAGAGUGCUCUCAUAAAAUAAAAUAACUUCCAACACGAGCAGCACUGUGCCGACCGACGACUUGGUUGCGUAUUAAAUAACGGAAAAUAAAGACAAAUUCUUUUACUUUUUCCUUAUCUCCCGAUUCCUGACUGCCGCACAUACUCGUUCGUGGGUUGCUAUACAUGCGAAAAGCAGUUUUUUCGACGAGCGAGCUUUUCUCUUCCCCAUUGAUGGAGAAUAACGAGUUCCUAGUUUAUUCUAUACAAAGUAUCAUUCGAGUGGGAUGGAAGACAUAAUCGAGAAAUAAAACCAAGUUGCGAAAAUACAAUUUCGUGUCAAAGAUCACCAACUUUCGUCCGCGUGAUGAACAUGCGAGAUUUCUUGACACACUCCUUUCUCCGUUUUGUUAAUCAACGAGCUUACUCAUAAAAAACAACACUUUUUAUCCAUUUUCCAUUUUUUCUAUUGUGUAUGGUCUGAUUUGAAUAUGUAGCAGGGAUAUAUAGCAGAUUUAAACAUAAUCUUACAUAUAGAAUUGUAUGCAUCAAAAUAUUCAAAUUAAAAAUUAAUGGCUACCAAAAAUACCUGAUUCGAACAGUAUUAUUAUAUAAAAUUCCGAGAAACGAAUGACUUUAACAAAGCGACUUGUUAGGGAGACACGAGUUAAAGUCAUAGUCUGACACACACAAUGGUGAAAGUAAGUGACUUGAAAGUGCUAUAAUCUUAUACUCUUGUGGUUGAGAUUGAUAAUACAUAAAUACCGAGAACUUAGCUGGCUCCAUCCGUUGCCAUGAUGAGAGCACAAUUUGUAUGCAUAAAACGGCUUCAUAAUUGGCAGAUGAAUGAUGUCACAAAGUACAGUUUCAUGAGAAGGAUUUUCUGAAAAGUAAAGUUUGGUGCUGUUGUGGUUCCAUCGAAAACUGUCGUCCUGACUGAAUUCCGUGGUGGAAACCUUACCUGUUUCGUGCCAUUGUGUGACUGUUUGUGACAGGGCUGAAUUACAUGAAUGAGCAAGAAGGCUACCGACUCAGCGACCAAUAUCUAAAUUGAUAUUCAGUGCAACUUAUGAAAUCCCUGAAUGCAAAUCAGUCAAUCGGUGAGCUAAGCUGCACUUUAGCUCCCAAUCGCAUAAAUCGAGCUCUUUAGAUGUAAAGGAAGCUUAUUACCUGAUUUUGAUCACGUCGCAUCACACCGUCCGUAUAUAUCCACUUCGAAAUUUUACUCGUUCACGUUCAUUUAAAAUACUUCAACAAUACCUGAGCAAAGACACAAUUGUACCUACAUAUUUACUCUACCAUCAAGAGAGCUAAUUUUAAAAGUCUAAUCAACUAUUUCAUGACUCGAAGCAAGAAGAUUUGUGUGAAAUGACUUGGACAAAUCUCGUAACCGAGUGAAAGACCAUAAUUUUAUCAUCAUUAAUUCGGCAACGAAUAUUAUGAGUUUAUCCAACAAAAGCGAAAUGCGCCCCUUAACCAAGCUCACAAAGAAAGCCGAAACGUUAAUUUUAGUACAAUUUUGUUGGAAGUGAGUACGUCAUCAUGGACAUGGCAAGCGUAUCACCAGGUGGGGUGGACAAUGGUAGAUUGGAAGAAAGUGGUGUGGGAGUCGAGGUCGAGACACCAGAAGAAGACGAAGACGAAGUCAGCCAAGGGCCACAAGUCACUCAAAUUGUGGCCCCACUCCUCCACCCACCGCCACAGCCGUCCAUCCCUCGCAUCGCUCCAAGUGCCACGCCCAUCCUCGUCCCCAUCGUCCUCACCACCCAAGGGACCACCACCGCCAAGCCCAAUUAUCACAACGCCAGUAUCAUUGCUGGCACCAGCUCUGCCGUCGCAGUCGCCACCACCAGUCUUGGGGGUGGAGGAACCAGCGUUCUCAUCAAAAAGGGGGAGGAGGAAAAACCCCUGUCGUCAGCAUGGGAAACUGCGCUUAGUGCCACUGCCAUGAACAAGCAGAGGAAACCACCAGUCCGUCGUGGGAAGGUCGUGCAGGACCGACCUGCACGGGCCUUAUUCUACUUCACCCUUAAAAACCCGAUUCGCAAAAUGUGCAUUGACGUGGUGGAAUGGAAACCAUUCGAGUACCUGAUAUUGCUUACAAUCUUCGCAAACUGUGUAGCCUUGGCUGUAUACACUCCAUACCCGAACAGUGAUUCCAACAGCACAAAUCAAACUUUGGAAAAGAUAGAGUACGUGUUUUUGAUAAUUUUCACUGCAGAAUGUUUUAUGAAAAUCAUAGCAUAUGGAUUUGUUGCUCAUCCUGGAUCCUACCUCCGGAAUGGGUGGAAUUUCCUCGAUUUCACAAUUGUAGUCAUAGGGUUAAUUAGCACAGCUCUUUCAAAUUUAAUGAAGGAGGGUUUUGAUGUAAAAGCGCUCCGAGCAUUCCGUGUUUUAAGACCUUUGCGGCUCGUGUCUGGUGUACCAAGUCUGCAAGUGGUCAUGAACUCAAUUCUGCGUGCCAUGGUGCCUUUGUUACAUAUCGCUCUUUUGGUCAUUUUCGUAAUUAUCAUCUACGCCAUUGUGGGCUUGGAGCUUUUCUCUGGAAAGUUGCAUCACACAUGUUAUGAAACCUACACAGGGGAAAUUAUGAAGGACCCUCAUCCCUGUCAACCAGACCGUGAUUCUUUCGGCUACUAUUGUGAUGAGCUGGGUGAAAACUACUCGUGUGAAUCCGGUUGGGAAGGGCCUCACGAUGGGAUCACAAACUUUGAUAAUUUCGGCCUUGCCAUGCUCACAGUGUUCCAGUGCAUUACGUUAGAGGGCUGGACCCAAGUAAUGUACGAUAUUCAAGACGCAAUGGGCAACACUUGGCAGUGGACCUACUUCAUCUCUAUGGUUAUCAUUGGAGCUUUCUUCGUGAUGAACCUUAUUCUUGGUGUGCUUAGCGGUGAAUUUUCCAAAGAGAGAGAGAAGGCGAAAGCGAGAGGAGAUUUCCAAAAGCUGAGAGAAAAACAGCAAAUCGAGGAAGAUUUGAGGGGUUAUCUCGACUGGAUAACACAAGCUGAGGAUAUCGAGCCUGACGCAGAGGAUAAAGGCCGAGACAAAGGCGACUGGAAGGGUGAAAUGGAGUCGAAGGAGGAAUGCGACGAUUCGGAAAUCCACACUUCAAGGCUGCCUUGGUUCCACGCUAAACGGCGAGCUUUAGAAAGAUUAAUCCGACGAUUGAGACGAGCAUGUAGAAAGGCCGUCAAGUCUCAAGCGUUCUACUGGCUAAUAAUAGUUCUAGUCUUCCUAAAUACGGGUAUCCUGUCCACCGAGCAUUACAAGCAACCUGCCUGGUUGGAUGAUGUCCAAGAAGUGACAAACCUUUUCUUCGUUGUUCUCUUCACUUUGGAAAUGCUCCUCAAGAUGUUCAGUCUGGGUUUCCAGGGUUACUUUGUGUCCUUAUUCAACCGUUUCGAUUGCUUUGUGGUGAUUAGCAGUAUUUUGGAGAUUGUGCUGACCAAGACUGAAGUGAUUCCCCCUCUCGGGGUAUCCGUCCUACGAUGCGUCCGGUUAUUACGAGUUUUUAAAGUAACAAGAUAUUGGAGAGCGUUAUCCAAUUUGGUGGCAUCCCUUUUGAAUUCCAUCCAGUCCAUUGCAUCCCUGCUCCUCUUGCUCUUUUUAUUCAUCGUUAUCUUUGCCCUUCUGGGCACCCAAGUUUUCGGAGGAAAGUUCAAUUUUGACCCGACCAAGGAGAAAGAGCGUCAAAAUUUUGACACAUUUUGGCAAAGCUUGCUCACAGUGUUUCAGAUUCUAACUGGUGAAGACUGGAACGAGAUAAUGUACAACGGGAUCAAAGCGUAUGGCGGUGUUGGGUCUAUUGGGAUCGUGGCCUGCAUUUAUUUCAUUAUUCUCUUCAUCUGCGGAAACUACAUCCUUCUUAAUGUAUUCUUGGCCAUUGCCGUGGACAACUUGGCAGACGCGGAUUCUCUCACAGCAAUCGAGAAGGAGGAGGAAGAAGCCGCCGCGGCAGCUGCUGGAGCCGGUGUGGUUAAAGAAAUUACGGAAGAGAAGGAGACAAGCCGCAUGGAAGAGCUGGAGGUGGAAGAAGAAUAUCACAAUAACACGGAAGAAGUUAUACGGGAAGGCGAUGAGCUGGAACACCAAAUUAGUUUCGAGACUGAUGGAGAGGAGUACGAUGACAGUAAGGAUGCUCAAGAAGGUGACGACGAGGACGUGAUGGAGUACAUCGAGGAGGAAGAAGAAGAAGUCCAGCCCACGGCACGUCCUCGUCGCAUGUCUGAAAUUCGAUCGAGCAUAAAAGUCAAACCGCUACCGAAAGCUUCUAGUUUUUUUGUCUUUUCUCACAAAAAUCGAUUUCGAGCAUUUUGCUACUGGUUUGUGAACCAUAACAUGUUUGGAAACGUGAUCCUUAUUUGCAUCCUCAUCUCUUCGGCAAUGCUCGCAGCGGAAGAUCCCCUCAAUGAAAAAUCGGAGAGAAAUUUGAUAUUGAACAAAUUCGACUACUUUUUUACUACCGUGUUCACAAUUGAGAUUUGCUUGAAGAUGGUCUCAUUCGGGUUUGUCCUACAUGAAGGAGCAUUUUGCCGAUCAGCCUUCAACCUCUUGGAUCUAUUGGUGGUUUGUGUCUCUCUGGUUUCGUUCGGAUGGAGAAGAUUUAUACAGCUUCUGUGCGAGUCGUAUCUGGGCGGAGUGUUAAUAAAAGAUACGAACUCGUGUGUUCACACUUUCAUCCGGUCUCGAUCCCACGAUUUUUCUGGAACGAUAUCUGUUGUGAAGAUCCUCCGAGUACUGCGUGUGCUGAGACCGCUUCGAGCCAUCAAUCGUGCCAAGGGCCUCAAGCACGUGGUUCAAUGUAUGAUCGUUGCGGUGAAGACGAUUGGAAAUAUCGUCCUUGUUACAUGCCUCCUCCAGUUCAUGUUUGCCGUAAUUGGAGUCCAACUCUUCAAGGGAAACUUAUUCAAAUGCUCGGAUCCAUCAAAGAUUACGAAGGAGACUUGUCAGGGGACUUUUGUGGACUAUGAGGAUGCAGAUUUACACCGACCGGUGUACGCUGAACGAGAAUGGAAGAAUAAUGACUUCACAUUCGACAACGUGGGCAAAGCUAUGCUUAGUCUCUUUGCUAUUAGCACGUUUGAAGGAUGGCCUCAAAUGCUGUACAACUCGAUCGAUUCUCAUACAGAAGAUCACGGACCAAUUCACAACUACCGUCCACUUGUGGCUGUCUACUACAUCGUCUAUAUUAUCAUAAUUGCUUUCUUCAUGAUCAACAUUUUCGUGGGUUUCGUUAUCGUCACCUUUCAGAAUGAGGGGGAACAGGAGUACAAAAAUUGCGAACUUGACAAAAACCAGAGAAACUGUAUAGAAUUUGCUCUAAAGGCGAAACCUGUCCGUCGCUACAUUCCUAAGAACCGUUUGCAGUACAAAGUGUGGUGGCUCGUGACUUCGCAACCCUUUGAAUACGUUAUCUUUAUCCUUAUCCUUAUCAAUACUAUCACCCUCGCUAUGAAGUUUCAUGGACAACCGCAGGGAUACACACACGCCCUCGAUGUUCUUAACAUGAUCUUCACGGCAGUAUUCGCACUAGAAUUCGUGCUCAAGUUGGCUGCCUUCAGAUUCAAAAAUUAUUUUGGUGACGCCUGGAACGUUUUUGAUUUUAUCAUUGUUCUCGGCAGUUUUAUUGACAUUGUUUACUCGGAAGUUAAUUAUCGCGUGAGCAAACAAGCUCAGUGGCUUCGUCCAGGAAAGCCAUCCGGAAAGAACAUAAUUUCCAUCAAUUUCUUCCGAUUGUUCCGAGUCAUGAGAUUGGUGAAGCUUUUGAGCAAAGGGGAAGGAAUUCGGACACUACUCUGGACUUUCAUCAAAUCCUUCCAAGCACUCCCAUACGUCGCCCUUCUCAUUGUGAUGCUUUUCUUCAUCUUUGCCGUUAUUGGGAUGCAGGUCUUUGGGAAAAUUCGGCUUAAUGACGACACAGAAAUUACAAGAAACAAUAAUUUUCAAACAUUCCCUCAAGCUGUCCUUGUUUUAUUUCGGGCUGCAACAGGAGAGUCAUGGCAAGAAAUUAUGCUUGCGUGCUCGGCCAGACCGUCCGUCCUUUGCCAUAAUGCUGAAGUUGACCCAUUGACGAACAUCACAUCGACGGAGACAUGUGGGACGGAUUUUGCAGUUCCUUACUUUAUUUCAUUCUACUUCUUGUGUUCAUUUCUGAUAAUUAACCUGUUUGUUGCCGUUAUCAUGGACAAUUUCGACUACUUGACAAGAGAUUGGUCCAUUUUGGGACCACAUCAUUUGGAUGAGUUUGUUAGACUGUGGUCAGAAUAUGACCCCGACGCCAAAGGACGUAUAAAGCAUGUAGAUGUUGUAACACUUCUUCGUAAGAUAUCACCUCCACUUGGAUUUGGCAAGUUGUGUCCCCACAGAGUGGCUUGCAAAAGACUCGUAUCGAUGAAUAUGCCUUUAAACAGCGAUGGAACUGUCAUGUUUAACGCCACGCUAUUUGCCGUAGUGAGAACAUCCCUAAAAAUUAAGACGGAUGGGAAUAUUGAUGAAGCAAACGCAGAAUUGAGGAAUGUUAUUAAGAAAAUUUGGAAAAGAACAAGCCCAAAAUUGUUGGACCAGGUUGUUCCUCCGCCUGGAGUGGAUGACGAAAUCACCGUUGGAAAAUUUUACGCGACAUUUCUCAUUCAGGAUUAUUUUAGACGGUUUCGAAAAAGGAAAGCAGAGCUUCAAAAAGAAGAUGGAGAUAAAGAGUCUCAAAAUACCGUGACAUUAACUGCUGGCCUAAGGACCCUUCAUGAAGCGGGUCCUGAACUUCAGCGUGCUAUUUCCGGGAAUUUAGAAGAGCUUAUUAACGAUGACCCUGAACCAAUGCACAGAAGAAAUCACUCAUUAUUUGGCUCAAUGUGGUCAUCGCUUCGUAGAAAGAAUGUAGGUCAAGACAAUGCAAUGAAGCACACUAAAAUCCCAUUAGUGACCCCAGAACUCGGUGGGGCAUCAACAAAUCACAUUUCCUCGUCACAAAAAAACCUUGCACCGUCAUUUAUGAACGAGAUGAUAUCGUCAAGCAUAAAUGGUGAUGACGUCGGCAUUCCAAUGAGACCACUGAGGGUCUCCUCAAUUUCUGCAGGACCUGCAACGUACCUUGCCCACGGGUAUAGCGAGAAAGAUGAAACCCUUGUUUCCCAACCAGUUUUAGGAAAACGGGUCACUCCAAUACUCUAUAACGGUGGGUUGAGAGAGAAUCUUACUCCUGGAGAUCCUAAGGCGUUGUCACUACCUGAAGUUGUCGGCUCUGCGGAUAGCUUAGUAGUCAGGAUUUUGAAGCAACAAGGUCUCCUAAAAUACAGCAACGAUCCAGAAUUUGUUCGCUAUACGUCUACCGAGAUGCAGGAAGCGCUUGAAAUGACGCGAGAAGAAAUGGACCGUGCUGCACAUCGAUUAUUGUUGGAAGAACAAACUUCAGCAGCCCCGAUAAAAUUGCCAAACUUUAAAAAUGAAGAGCUGGAUCUGGACCUGGAUGAGGACACUGAUACUGAAGAAAGUAACCUAGAUCAGCCAUAACUACUUACAUAUAUAAAUCCGUGACGAAGGGUCAUUUAUCUUACAAUAUAUUUUGCAUUUUUGCAUUUUUGCAAACUUUUUGACAUAUUUAAUAUAGAUUUUCCUCUAACGUAACUUUCCGAUAUGUCAGAGAAAGAAGGGAAAAAGAGAAAACAGUGAUAAAUGAUAAUAAGAUUAUAGUCAGUAGUGCAAUUUAUUACCAAAGUAAGAAUAUCUAACUCAGAGUAUUUCCUCUUUUGCAACGGACACUCGUAUCAAUCCGUCAUUUGUCGUUGCAAUUUUUGAUGCCAAAACCUGUACUAGUGAAGAGAAGGGAGUAUUCUAUUUUAUCUUAUUCAAUUUAUUCUCGUGUUCAAUAACUCAAGCAUUGUGAAUGAAAUGUCUUAUUACAUUACUGUUCCCAGCAAAAUACAUUCACAUUAUGAACUAUAUUCUACCUAGGUAAUUAAUUAGUAUGUACGUUUCUCUCCAUCUCAUUUUUUCCAACUCGGGCUGAACUGAGCUUGACAUGUUCAAUUUUGUAAUAUUGAUAACACGAUUGUGAAAAAGGAGCAGAUUAUAACGAAGAAAUAAUAAAAAAUGUUAAUUAUAAUCGUGACAGAAA